AUGGCGCAACUCCCCGCGCAGACCCUUCACCGGGAUCCCCAGCUGUUCUACUGGAUCCUGAUACCCAUCACCGUCGUCAUGAUUCUCACCGGCGUGCUCCGCCACUACGCCUCCGUUCUGAUGGCCACGGCGCCGAAGAAGCUCGACGCCAAGAGCAUGCGGGAGCAGCGUGCGCUUGCCCGCGGCGUCGCCCUGCGAACCAACCACCAUGUCCUUUCGCAAAAGGCGUUUGAGAGCCGCCGCGACCAUCUGAGCGCUGGGUACGAGUCGGGCGCUUUCCUCAAGGAGCCGGAUCGCCAGGGCCAGCCGCCCGCCAAUCCGCUCAGCGACCCCAGCCAGAUGGAGGGCAUGAUGGGCAUGAUGAAGAACAACAUGGCCAUGAUUAUUCCCAACACGCUCAUCAUGAGCUGGAUCAACGCCUUCUUCAGCGGUUACGUCAUCAUGAAACUGCCUUUUCCCAUCACCAUCAAGUUCAAGAGCAUGUUGCAGGCGGGAGUGCAGACCAAGGACAUGGACCCUCGCUGGAUGUCCAGCAUCAGCUGGUAUUUCCUCUGCAUCUUCGGCUUGCAGUUUGUCUAUGUCUUCCUCCUCGGGAGCGAUAACGCGGCGAGCCAAAUGGCGCAGCAAAUGGCCGCGCAGCAGAUGCCCGUGAACCCCAUGGGUGGGCCGGGCCAGGACCCGGAUAAGCAGUUCAAGGCUGAGGCGGAGAAUCUGGCUGUCAUAGAGCACUAUUCGGUCCUGGACCAUGUUGAGGAUCGUCUUCUCGAGGGUAUCAAGUCGUAG
This is a messenger RNA of Ustilaginoidea virens, 783 nucleotides long. RefSeq lists its product as uncharacterized. The coding region runs from base 1 to 783 and encodes 260 amino acids. Gene Ontology annotation, biological process: protein folding in endoplasmic reticulum. NCBI's taxonomy places the organism in Eukaryota, Fungi, Ascomycota, Sordariomycetes, Hypocreales, Clavicipitaceae. The transcript is spliced from 4 exons. The record is from RefSeq and is a predicted model, not a curated record. Gene Ontology annotation, cellular component: membrane; EMC complex.